This is a messenger RNA of Heteronotia binoei (common prickly gecko), 1385 nucleotides long. It is a transcript of the gene NAPB, whose product is annotated as NSF attachment protein beta. Gene Ontology annotation, biological process: SNARE complex disassembly; synaptic transmission, glutamatergic; regulation of synaptic vesicle priming. The record is from RefSeq and is a predicted model, not a curated record. Bases 66 to 965 code for a protein of 299 amino acids. NCBI's taxonomy places the organism in Eukaryota, Metazoa, Chordata, Lepidosauria, Squamata, Gekkonidae. Gene Ontology annotation, molecular function: syntaxin binding; soluble NSF attachment protein activity. The transcript is spliced from 11 exons. Gene Ontology annotation, cellular component: synaptobrevin 2-SNAP-25-syntaxin-1a complex; vacuolar membrane; terminal bouton.
UCCUUCCAGCCUCCUCAUACCGCCCCCUCACAGCAGACAGAGCACGGCCCGCUGCCACCGCCGCGAUGGAUGCCGCCACUGCGGGCAACAAGGAGCGGGAGGCUGUGCAACUCCUGGCCGAGGCCGAGAAGAGGGUGAAGUCCUCCCAUUCGUUCCUCAGGGGGCUCUUCGGAGGAAAUACAAAGUUGGAAGAAGCAUGUGAAAUGUAUACCAGAGCUGCAAAUAUGUUUAAGAUUGCCAAAAACUGGAGUGCUGCAGGAAAUGCAUUUUGCCAGGCAGCCAAGCUUCACAUGCAGUUGCAGAGUAAACAUGAUUCGGCGACCUGUUUUGUGGAUGCAGGAAAUGCUUACAAAAAGGCAGAUCCGCAAGAGGCUAUCAACUGCUUAAAUGCUGCCAUCGAUAUUUACACAGAUAUGGGUCGAUUUACUAUUGCUGCCAAGCAUCAUAUUACCAUUGCAGAGGUCUAUGAGUCUGAGCUGGUAGAUAUUGAAAAGGCUAUUGCACAUUAUGAGCAAGCUGCAGAUUAUUACAAAGGUGAAGAAUCCAACAGUUCUGCGAACAAAUGUCUGCUGAAAGUAGCUGGAUAUGCGGCUCAGCUAGAGCAAUAUCAGAAGGCUAUUGAAAUUUUUGAACAGGUUGGAACAAGUACUAUGGAUAACCCUUUACUCAAGCAUAGUGCAAAAGAUUAUUUCUUUAAAGCUGCCCUGUGUCACUUUUUGGUUGAUGAAUUGAAUGCUAAGCUUGCUCUUGAGAAGUAUGAGGAAAUGUUCCCAGCAUUCACGGAUUCAAGGGAGUGUAAAUUAUUGAAAAAGCUGCUGGAAGCUCAUGAGGAACAAAACUGUGAGGCGUACACUGAAGCAGUCAAAGAGUUUGAUUCAAUAUCCCGCUUGGAUCAGUGGCUCACCACCAUGUUGCUGCGCAUUAAAAAAUCAAUUCAAGGAGAGAGCGAGGGAGAUUUGAAGUGAUCUGUGUUAUGUGACUCGUGCUGUGUCUGUUGAAGUUACUCUGUGUUGUGGCCCAGGACCAUUAUGGGAUACUCGAUAAAUGCUUCUAGCUUCACUGACUGGUGUCUUGUUCAGUAUUCUGUAGUGGCUCAUGCUGUGGCACCUAAGAACAUGAAUUCUACAUUUGUGAGUCGAAUUCUGUCAAAAACUUCUAAAUAUAAAGAUGCAGAUCCUGAUCUUUUUUCAUGUUUAUCUGGAAGUAAAUCCCAUGAAGUUCAAUGGGAUUUCAUGUAAUUAUGCAUAAGACUGCAGGUCAUGUACACUCAGCUGAGGUGAAACUCUUAUGAAAUGAUGCUCUCACAAUAUGAGAAGCCAUGUUUCUUCACUCUCCCUGCCUCUGCCAAAUUUGUUGUAGUUUUGAAUAAAUGUUGGUCUAGAGUU